AUGAGACCAGUAGACGAAGAAAUUGAACAGUAUAAUGAUCAAUUAGAUGUUAUAGGAUUACCUAUUAUGACCCGAUCUCAGUUAUCGGUAUUCAACGGUCGUACUAAUGAAAAGAUAUACGUGGGGAUCAAAGGAUUGAUCUAUGAUGUUCUGGCUAAUGCUAAGAGUUAUGGCCCUGAAAAGAGUUAUAAUGCUUUGGCAGGUAAAGAGUCUACAAGAUUGUUGGCUUUGAAUAAACUUAAAGAUGAUGGUAUCAAUAAUACUUGGUAUAUAGAUGAUUUAAGUGAGAAACAGUUAGCUAGUCUUGACAAAUGGAUAGAAUUCUUCCAUAAGAGAUACCGGAUAAUUGGAGUGAUAGGAGAUCGCGAGGACUAG
Molecule: messenger RNA, 375 nt
Organism: Yamadazyma jaroonii
Lineage: Eukaryota; Fungi; Ascomycota; Pichiomycetes; Serinales; Debaryomycetaceae
Source: the annotation of a GenBank genome assembly